Messenger RNA from Oldenlandia corymbosa var. corymbosa, 562 nucleotides. The record is from the annotation of a GenBank genome assembly. NCBI's taxonomy places the organism in Eukaryota, Viridiplantae, Streptophyta, Magnoliopsida, Gentianales, Rubiaceae.
GAGGAUUUGGUAACUCGGGGAAAUCAUGAGGGAAGGGCUGGAGGAGUUGUUGAUUAAGGUCGGAACAGAGCCGCCGAACAAGGAGGAGCUGAGUUUGUUGUUUACCAAAGUGGACAGAAAUGGGGAUGGAUGCAUAAUUUUGGAGGAAUUCGGAGCCAUCAGCUCGGCUUUUGGGCCUCCAGCUUGUGAUUCGGAACUCUUGGACGCCUUUGAGGACUGUCGGCAGAUGAUUAACGGUGUGGAUAAAAAUAGGGACGGAUUCAUCUGCUUCGAAGACUUCUCUCGCAUGAUGGAGCUGCAGAGAUGAUUGAUUCAACGAAAAAUCAUGAUCUUGUUCGGUCCAAAUUUCCGGGUUUUUGGGAAUGAAAUUAUCCAAAAUCUCAUAGAAACAUCGAGAUGGCUGAAAUUCAUGACUUUUAACUCCUUUUACUGAUGUUGAAGUGUAAUUUCCGGGAUUUAGAUUUGGAGUGUUCAGCCGAAUUGGAGGUGGGGUUUUUAUUAUGCAGUCCGAUUGGAGGUGAUGUAUUUUUAUCAUCACUCAUUAUUGUAAUUUUUGUCUGUG